Messenger RNA from Solanum pennellii, 2056 nucleotides. RefSeq names its product pentatricopeptide repeat-containing protein At1g50270. Bases 112 to 1929 code for a protein of 605 amino acids. The record is from RefSeq and is a predicted model, not a curated record. Gene Ontology annotation, molecular function: RNA binding; protein binding. The transcript has a single exon. Gene Ontology annotation, biological process: RNA modification. Lineage: Eukaryota; Viridiplantae; Streptophyta; Magnoliopsida; Solanales; Solanaceae.
UGUAUUUUUUCAAAUAAAAAGCUUACAUGUAGUAAAAAACAUAAUGGCACAUGAUGUUGAGACUAUAGACUUAUCUCCCCUGAACAGCUGGAAUAAAUUUCUUGAAGGAAAAUGGCAGGUUUGAAUGAAGAGUUGAAGUCGUUGUUUUUGUUGAAAGGAUGGAAGUUGUACCAUCUGAAACAGAUGAACUGUGUCUUGUUCACUUGUGGCCUCUCACAUCACACUUUUUUUUUCAGCAAACUACUCCGCCUUUGCUUACUUCUUCCUUCAUUCCCAUCUUCUUAUGCUUCUUCUCUCUUCAAUCACAUCACAAAACCCGCUAUACAUACAUGGAACAUCAUGUUCAAAGGAUUUUCUAAUAAUACUUCACACCCUCAAAACUCCUCCAUUAGUUUAUACAUUCAAAUGCGCCAACAUGGGGUUUUUCCUAAUAAACAUACUUUUCCAUUGCUUCUUAGAGCCAAGAAUGAAAACCCACAUCUCAUUUUCCCACAAAUUUUAAAGUUCGGAUACAUUUCUGACCAAUUUGUGCAGAAUUCUUUGGUUUCUUGUUUUGCCAGCAGUGGGUAUGUCGACCUUGCACGCCAAGUGUUUGAUGAUAUUACGCAUAAGGAUGUGCUUUCUUAUACUGCUUUGAUUGAUGGGUAUGCCCGGAAUGCUCUGCCAGUUAGAGCUUUGAAACUUUUCCUGGAGAUGAGACAAGCACAAGUUAAGGUGGAUGAAGUGGCUGUUGUAGCAGCUCUUUCUCCUGCUGGAACGUUAAGAUGUGUUUGGUUUGGCAAGUGUCUUCAUGCUUUCUAUAUCGAGCCAGGGAGGGUUUCUAGGGAUGUUUACAUUGGUAGUGCUCUUGUUGAUAUGUAUUCUAAAUGUGGAUUUUGGGAUGAUGCCAUGAAAGUUUUUGAAGACAUGCCUUACAAGAAUCUUAUUUCUUGGACUGCUAUGAUUGCUGGCUCUCUACACUGCAAUAGAUGUAGGGAAGCACUCUCUGUUUUCGAAGAGAUGCUGUCCAGAAAGGUUGUGCCCAAUCAAGUAACAUUGACAAGCGUCCUCAGUGCAUCUACUAAGCUUGGGGCAUUGGAGCAGGGCAGAUGGAUUGCUAAUUAUAUAAAAGCUCACAACGUAAAAUUUAAUACAGCACUUGCCACUGCUUUGAUAGAUAUGUAUGCAAAGUGUGGGUGCAUUGAAGAGGCACUGUUGGUUUUCGACAAUCUUCCAAAUAAAGAUGUUUAUCUAUGGACUGCUAUGAUAAAUGGCCUGGCAACACAUGGUGAUGCUGCAAAGUCCAUGACCUUCUUCUUAGAAAUGUUGAGACAUGGUAUAAGGCCCAAUGAAGUAACCUUCAUUGGUAUUCUCAGUGCGUGUUCUCAUGGAGGACUCGUGGAUGAAGGACGCCAGUUGUUCUCAUUAAUGGACCAAGUUUACGGUUUAAAACCUAAUUUAGAUCAUUAUGGCUGUAUGGUCGAUCUGCUGGGUCGGGCAGGAUAUCUGGAAGAAGCUUGUAAAUUGAUUCAAGACAUGCCAAUGAAACCUACUCCUAGCAUAUGGGGUGCUCUCUUUGGUUCUUGCAUGAUUCACAAGGCGUAUGAAUUAGGUGAAUGGAUAGGAAGAUAUCUAAUCGAUAUACAGCCUUAUCACAGUGGCAGAUAUACACUCUUGGCGAAUUUGUAUUCUACUUGUAAAAAUUGGGAAGGGGUAGCUCAUGUUAGGAAAAUGAUGAAAGAGAUGGGUGUGGAAAAGACUCGGGGGUGUAGUUGGAUCGAAUUGAACGGGGAAGUGCAUGAGUUUAUUGCCUUUGAUGGUUCACAUGCUAAGUCUGAACAUAUUUACACCAUUUUAGAUAACCUAGUCAGUCAUCUACAACACAUUACCAUUUCUCCGUGUGCUGAUUCAUUACUUCUUGAGAGUAAUGGAACAAUGCAACAUUGUUGAUGAAACAAUGGUUAUCUAACCAUAUAUAUCAUACAAUCACUACUGUACAUUGUUGCAAUGAUCACUGAACAAUAGCUUGGGAGCCAGAUCAAUAUUUGUAGAAAUGGAAUAUUUUUUAUCCAACAUU